Messenger RNA from Solanum stenotomum, 1015 nucleotides. Its product is annotated as D-galacturonate reductase-like. The transcript has 4 exons. Gene Ontology annotation, molecular function: aldose reductase (NADPH) activity. The coding region runs from base 1 to 951 and encodes 316 amino acids. The record is from RefSeq and is a predicted model, not a curated record. Lineage: Eukaryota; Viridiplantae; Streptophyta; Magnoliopsida; Solanales; Solanaceae. Gene Ontology annotation, cellular component: cytosol.
AUGCAACAAGUGACAUUGAACAAUUGUGACAAGGCCAUGCCGACAAUUGGCAUGGGAACUGUUCUUUCAUCUCGGCCGGGGGCGGACCCAUCGAAGACGAUGAAAUCCGCCCUAUUAGAGGCCAUUAAAGCCGGCUAUCACCAUUUCGACACCGCAUUUAUUUAUCAAUCGGAAAAACCUCUAGGAGAAGUCAUUGUUGAGGCUCUACAUCUUGGCCUUAUUAAAUCAAGGGAUGAACUUUUUAUUACUACAAAGUUAUGGUGCACUUUUGCUCAACCUGACCAAAUUGUUGGUGCUUGUAAACUUAGUCUUAGAGAAUUGCAAUUGGAAUACGUGGAUAUGUAUCUAAUUCACCACCCUUUGAGAGUAAGUGAAACAAUUCAAAAAUUGCCAGUUCCAAAAGAAAUAAUUCAUCCAUUGGAUAUUAAGGGUGUGUGGGAAGGUAUGGAAGAAUGCAAAAAUCUUGGACUCACUAAGGGAAUUGGUGUUAGUAAUUUCUCCUGCAAAAAAAUUGAGGAACUUCUUUCAGUCGCUAAAAUUCCUCCUGCCGUCAAUCAAGUGGAGAUGAAUCCAAUUUGGCAACAAAAGGAACUAAGGGAAUUUUGUAAGGCAAAGGGAAUUCACAUAACUGCUUAUUCUCCUUUGGGUGCUUAUAAUACAAUUUGGGGUGACAAUAGAGUUAUGGAAUGUGAUGUUCUAACUCAAAUUGCUAAAUCCAAAGGGAAAACCAUUGCUCAGGUAGCAUUGAGGUGGAUUUAUGAGCAAGGAGUAAGUCUUGUUGUAAAAAGUCUCAACAAGGAGAGAAUGAAAGAAAAUCUUCAAAUAUUUGAUUGGUCACUUUCUCAACGAGACUUGGAAAAAAUAAGUGAACUUCAACAGCACAAAGGUUUCACUAUGGCUUCUCUUUUUGGACCUCAUGAUUUUGUGUUGCAAUUAGAUGCAGAGAUCUAAUUACAUUUUAAUCAGAGCUCGAUUUCAAGAUUUAAUUUAAAGUUAUUAGUUAGUCCAACUUAAG